CAGUAUUCGGUCUGCUGUUCCGGUGCCGGUGGUUCACUAGUCAGUUGUUCGUGAGCCGUCUUGGCGGGCUCACAGGAGGCGGCGCGCGCCGGGCCUGCCGCGUCGGUCGGCCUUGUUCGGGCCGAUCCGCUUCGCCCGAUCCAUAUCCGAAAAGGUCAUUAGUGGAGUAGCGGAAGUGAAUACAAGGGUAGGGCCUAUACAAUAUUUUUGGUGGGGAGGGGUUGGAACGGAGGGUGGGGGAAGAACGAAAAAGCGAGAGAAAGGAGAUGGCAAGAGAUUUUCAACCGGGUCGAUCGAAGCGAAAGAAAUCGAACAACAAUAGAAAGAGUAUUAUUUGUUCGUGCUGUGACUGUGCAUUGUUAACAAACGUAUUAAGUACGUGUGUUUGCGUUUUGUGUUGUUUAUCGGCAGUUUUCGAUAUUUAAAGUACCGGAGUUGCGCUGCGCCGUGGUGGGGAGGACCGGCUGCUCGCAGUCUCUCCCCUCCAUCCUUCGCGAUCCCCCCACACGCUCGCCGACCAGUCGUUCCGCUAAAGAUCGCAUCGAAGACGCGGCAAAAGGCGGUGCAACGUGUUGCGUCAUGAGGGACGUGACGUCACACUUAGGGUGAAGCAAAAAUGGCGGAGUGCUCGUAUGCUCGUUGCGUUCAGGAGCGCCGAGCAAUCAAAAAAGAGCUGCAAAGAUGGACGAAGAAUAUGGUUUUCGUUGUAGGUUUAGAAAGGGUUGCUGAAGAGUUGAUGGGAAGAAGAAAAUGGAGACAAUACCAAGAUGUAUUUUUAAGAAGUCGCCUUACUGCGGAGGCUGAACCAGAGACUUCAGAUUGGGAGCCACAAGACAAGUGCUGCUUCUGCGAUGGAGGCUCAUUUUUAGGCUCAGCUCCAAGUCCUGCAUCAGACAGUGGCAGCAGUACGAAUAGUCGAAGUAGUUGCCGGGAGACCCCACCUGCAUCAUCUGAUGGUCAGUCAUCUUCUGCAGCUCAUGUAUCUUUGUCUCCAUCAACAAUGACUACCCUUGAGUCCGUCACCUCAAUAACAGCAUCACUAGCAGCUGUUGCUGCUCUGAGUGUCAAUUCUACAAAUGUGUCCUCCGCCAGUUCAGGAGCCAGUGCAAACCCCUCUUCGGCGGCCAUGUCCAUCUUUCCUCCUACAACCCCACACACAGGACUGUUUCCACAUUGGUACAUGUCCCCUCCACCUCCACAUCUGGCUCCCAAUCUAUCGUUAGACAGAGUUCCACCUGCAUCCAAACAAGAAUCGCCCAUACCUGCAAUGGUGAUGUCGUUACCAGCGUCAACUGCAUCAGAGCAGCCUCUUGACCUCAGUGCCAAGGCCUCGUCCUGCAUGACUCCACCAGUUGACAACAGUACAGUCCUGUGUGCAAGGAGCCCCACGCCCGACCCAUCUUUGAAGGUGCCAAGUGUUAUCGACAAACACAUCUUCAAGGCAAAACCUCGAAUGAGUGCUGUAGCUGGUCGCAGGCAAUACACUGAAGAAGAACUUCAAGCUGCUUUACGUGAUAUUCAAAGCGGCAAACUGGGCACAAGACGAGCAGCAGUCAUCUACGGCAUCCCCCGAUCAACCCUACGUAACAAAGUUUACAAACUUGCCAUGGAACGUGAGCGGGACAUGCAACUGAACCCCAUUGCCUUAGUAGACAAGGCUUUGUUACCACCAGUUGUGGCCCUGAAAGAUGAAGAAGAUGGUAAGGAAGAGGAUGAAGACGAGAAGGAGCUUUCUGGUGCUGAAGAGGAAAGAGAAGUGGAGAAGGCGCUUCGCAAACCCCUUCUAUCAAUGGAAGAUCUUGUAAGGUUUUCUAUGCUGGAAGGAAUGACAGCAGAGUCUUUGCGAGCUUUGUUGCAACAUGGGAAGUUCCUGGAGGACAAACGAGGUAUCAUAGAAAGAGAUGAUGGAACACCAUCACCAACACUUCCUACUUUUCCAAGCACUGCUGAUUUUUGGCAAAACUUGGAACACAGUGCAUUAGGUCCCUUUAUAUCACAAAUGUUGGCAAACAGUGGAGGACAAAAUAGAGAUUUAUCAUCUGUCAUUGGGAACAAAAAUCCAGAAGGAGGAAUUUCCACAACUCCUAGAGAAAAUAGCCCAACCAAUAUAGCAAAUGACUUCCUUCCCAAAUUCUCUUCUCCUCUCCUUCCAGAACUCGUUCGUCGAAUGAUGGCAGAAGAUGAGCAAGUGAGGAAGUCCAGAACAGUUGCGCAUUCAGCUGAAGUAAACUUUUUAGUGAAUGGUGCUCAUUCUGAUGAAAACUUCAGUAAACCGGAAGAAAAGGGAAAGGUGGGGAAGCCAUUGGGGCUCCUCUCUCCGUCUGUGAUAACCCGAUCAGAUAUGAGCAGAGCUGAAGCUGAGGAGUCAUCGGAUGCAGAUGCAUCUGCAACGAGUGGACCUUCUGGAAUGGCCACCCCACCCAAUGUGAUACUGAAAAUUCCGUCCUUCAAACCAACUUCAAAGAAUGGAGUGGCUGCGUCUGGAACACCAGGCCUGCCUUCAGAGACAUUGCCAUUCACGCAUGGUGCGUUUGCACACUCCAGCUUAACACCAGAGUCUAGUCAUCAUUUGUCCAUGUCUGUACCGCUGGGAAGUGGAGGUUCAAGGAGUAACCAUAGCGAUUCAUGUUCUCCUCCCAUACCCAAUUUGUCUGGAAAAGGGAUAGGGGUCAGUCUGCGAGAUGUUAUAGCCAAAAGUAUCAGCCAGAAGUUUCAGCAGCAAGGUGCUGAUAUAUCUCAUUUACCUCUGUCCCAGAAACUUCUCUUACCUGGAGAUGGAGGUGAUCAGCCUCCCUAUAAACGUGGCCGUUUUACACCACCUGUUGGCUGCAACCCAUCAGCAAUAGCUGCUUCAGUCAUCAAGCAUAACAAUAACAAUACUCAUUCCGAUGACAAAAAUAAAACUAACACACCUUCAUCCAAACCUGCCACAAGUGGUACCAGUACCAGCACUACCACAUCAGGGGGCAAAGGUACUAGACCCAAACGUGGCAAGUAUAGAAAUUAUGACAGAGAUAGUUUAGUAGAAGCAGUUCGCGCUGUACAGAGAGGCGAAAUGAGUGUACACAGAGCUGGAUCAUACUAUGGCGUGCCCCAUUCAACCCUUGAAUACAAGGUGAAGGAGAGGCAUUUAAUGAGGCCCAGAAAGCGAGAUCAGAAGGCACAAAUGGAUGGGGUGAAACCAAAAGAGGAAAACAUCAAAAACACUCCUCCUGCAACAACAGCUUCUGUUGCAGUAACUCCAUCUAUUACAGUUGCUGCAACAGACAAGUUGAAGACUCCUCCAAAACCUCAUAAGCCUUCUUUCACACCAAGUUCCCCCUUACCUACUGCACCAAAUGGUUUGAAAAUUCCCCCUUUGUUUGAUCCUAGCUUAUCUCAUCUAGCUUAUACAACACCGCCUCCCUUUCCUUUCUGGCCACCUUCUCCCUUCCAUGCUUCUCUCCCAUUGCCGGACUUCGCUCGUUCUGGGAGUGCAAGCAGUGGUUUCAAUCCUGGUUCAGAGCACUUCUUUGCAUCUCAAAUGAUGCAACGGUUGCAAGAGGAGUCUUCACGAGUACAUGGGAAUUCCAGCCCAGGUGUCUCGUCUGCUGUUCGAAGUCCUCCUGUUGUGAAUCCUAGUAACACAUUGGGAAAAAGUGCACGAGAGAUGGCAGAGAGCCUCUAUGAUGGCACUGGAGCAAAUGGGAGCUUCUUAGAUGGCAUAAUUCGAUCAAGUUUAGAAAUGGGACUUCCUCCAGGAACACUAAAGGAUGGUGUAAAUAAUGCAACUAGUGAAAAAAUUACAGCCCCUGAAAAUCUAUCCAAUAAAGCACUUCUGGACCAACUGUGUCGAAACAGCCGUCUUGCACCUCUUCCCCGACCUAGUACACAGAGUCACAACAGCUCAGACGAUGAAUCGCUGAAGCAGCCUUCCGAAUGUGGUAGCACCAGGUCUACAGCUGAAGUGUGUUCUGCAGCUGUGGUGGAUCUCUCUUCAGCAACAAGUAGCCAGACAGAAGGAGAAAAGAAACCUGUUGUGGAAGAGGUGGGUCUUAAAUCACCAAAACCUGACAACACCAAGGAGAAAUCAUCAGAUGAUGAAGAUGAUGUAAAACCACUUUCUUCAAAAGAAGCAAAUGGAUUAAGUAAUCUUAAAGAUGAUCCAAAUGACAAUGUAAGUGCCUGUGAUAGUAUGUCUAAUUUAAAGAGAGUGAGUGAUAUUGAUGCUGCCAAAGACUUACAGCAAGAAGAAGGGGGAUCUGAUGACCCAGAAACACAGGAGGAUACCAAAUCAAAUAAGAUCAACUCAUAAAGAGACUGAUUCAUUCUGUUCUAGUAACUGUUAAUUAGCAUGUUAUAUACAUAGUAGGAAGCAAGAUGUUAUGUGACAGAAUUUUAUUAUAUUAUAUUUAAGGUGUACCUUAUUUUUAAUCAUAUUGCUGUACUGAUUUUUGUAGGUGUUGAAUGUUGUAAUUUUGUCAACUGGGUUGUUUUUCCUUUUCCUAUACAUAGUAACUUUUUUAAGGAUGUUCUUUUGUGUAAAAAAAAAUUGUACACCUUUGCAAUUUUUUCUCUCUCUCUACUUCCCAGUUGAAUGGGAAAAUAAUUUUUCUUCCUUCAUACUUUUUAAUGAUAUUAUCUCUCUGUACUCUUUUUGAGGUUGACAAUCGUAAUGUUGCCAAAGCUAAGAAAUGUGGAAUGCCCUUAUAUUUAUGGAAUUCGAUAAUAAUUUAUCUCUUUUAUAUAUAUAGUAAGGGUGUUUUAAAAAGAAAUUGUUGGAAAACUUAACUGUAUACAUUCGUGGUCACUUUUUUAAGAUAAUAUAUAUUAUUUUUUUUAAAUCCAACCAAAAACGUUCUGUGGAGUUUUCCCAAGAUAUUUAUCAAAGCAGUUUCUUUUGUCCUUGUCAGAACUAUUCUCAAUGUAAAAAUUAAUAUAUACUCGUGUGUGUCAUUUUUCAAAAUUGUGUGUUUACUAAAAUGGAAUGCAUGCCAACAUUUUUUAUGAUAAUGUUAUUCUGAUUGAUGUGGAUGCAUUUGCGUUUGUUUUUCAUUCCGGUUGCUUGACUGUUUGUAUUUUGUUCAAGUGUUUGAAAAUUUGACUAUUUCAAAUUAAGCAUAGUAGAAAUGGGAUGUUCAAGUGAGAGCAUUUAACUUGCCUUGUAUUUCGAUUUAUUUCAUUUACAACAAAAAGACUACACAAGUAUGGAAAAACACAUACAAUGCAAAAUUUGAGACUGAGUAGUUAAGUGUACCGAUUUUAGAUAUGUUGUGAUACUGGAUCAGAUGAUUGUUCGGAAAUAUUCUGGUAUUCUCAAAACUAGGUUGAUUGUUCCAUUCACUUCAAAAUUUCUCCCUGUAAAAGUUAAACAUAUUUGAUAAGGAAAUUUUACGUUUAAGAAAUAUUGUAUUUGACUAAUUAACUUUAAAUAAUUGGAUUUUGUUUGGUUUGUUAAUUUGAAUUUUGUCUAGUCACAAGUUUGUUUUCAAAUUUGCCAAACACUGUUUGUUGUGGGAUGCGUUGAUAAAUAUAUAUAGAUAUUAUAGAUACAUAGUAUAUUUUGUUUGUCGUUGCACUAAUGAUUGCAUUGAUAUUGUGGAAACAACUAGUCUGAAGAAACUGACUUAUGUAGUGGUCACUUUUUAAAAAGAGAAAUGAUUCACUAUUUUUAUAUUGCCAGCUGGAGCUGUUAAAUGUUAAAUUGUCAUGAAAUCUCUACUCUGAUCAGAUCAGAAUAUUUUCAGAACUCCUUGUUGUAGUAACUGUAUUAUUAUGGUCUUAAACAUCUAAUGUAGUCCAUAUUAAAAGAGGAGUUUUGGUUCUAAAUUUUUAUCAGAAAGUUUAUGUACUGUUUUAUUUGUGUCUAUGCUAAGAAUGUGAUUAAUUAAAGACUUUAUUUGUUUUUACUGUUUUUGUUCUAGAAGAAAUUUAUUUUUUAGAUGUUUUCAUUUAUGACUAGGAAAUAAAAAUUAGGAAGUGAGUACAUUUUUGUAGGUGUGUAGCUAGAUCUCAUUUUUAAAUUUAUUUUUGGGGUUAAUAUGUUUCAUGGUCUAAAAGGCCAAAGCUGAAUUGUCAAUUAUUAAAAUGAGAUAUAUGCCAGACAGUUCUAGAGUUUUAUCAUCAAUGCCUUUCUCAAUAGUGCUUGUGAAUUAAAAUGAUGCAUCAGUAUUGGAUAUUAGUUCAGAGUUGUUAAAUAUACUCUGUUGGGAUAUGGAGUGUAUUUUCACUCCUUUGAUUGUUUAGGACAGCUUCCUAAGUGAGUUUUGGUCCAAGAGCCAGAGUGGCUUGCCUUAUAGUUUCUAUGUAAAUGAAUUGAAAUUAUCUGCUCUCACUUGAAUUUCUGUGUUAGAAAUUAUGAAUAUUACUAAACUAAUGUCUUUCUUAAAAAUAUACAUUAUAUAUGACAGACUGCUUUGAUGUUCAAUAAAAUGUUUUAAAAAAUAAUUGUAAAAAAGGAAAAAAAGAAUCUUGGGAUUCUCCAAGAAUUUUACUUGUCUGUGAUGAAGCCAAAUUUUGAAUGUAUAUUUUCUCUAUCAAUAUCUUAUAUAAUAUACUAGACUAGUUUAUAUAAUGAAGAAAAACUUGGAUUUUUUGUUUGACAAUUGAAGUGCAAUUAGAAAUGGUAUGACCUUAAUAUAUACAUACUGUGCGUAUAUAUAUUUACAAUUUAUAUAUGUUCAGCAAAAUGAAGUUAUUUUGAAACUAAAAGAAUAGCAUCAGAUCAAAGUGCAUCAACAGCAGCAGAAACAGAAUCCGACCACUAACUUUUAAUUACAACUACAGUAUACUUUCAGUACAGCAGUUGACAUGGAAGUUUCUGAAUGAAAGUGUCAUGGCUUUCUGUAAAGAAAUCCUACUUAAAAAAAGUAGCAUACCUUUAAUUUUAUGCUCAUAGUGCAACAGUUUAGCAGAAUGUAUGUUGUUUCUCGUUAGGAAAAGGUUUCUGAUACACUUAGUACCAUGUGAAAACUGCACUAUAAUAUAUUUUCUGCAUUUAGGUAAAUGUUGGAAAUUAAUUAUGCCUACAUAAACACACUCCUGUACAUUCAUGUUUGAGUUGGAUUUCCUUACAAAAGUGUUGACACAUUUGGAUAUUUUAGUUCUUAAUACAACAGUUUUUCAAGAACAAACAGACCGGAAGAGGACUAGUUUGGUUUUUCAAUCAUCCAGCCUUUUCACAUCAUUGUACAGUUGCAAACAUCUCCAUGAUGUUUCCAUAGCAUUACUGGACACCCCCUUGCAUGCCCUCCCUUCUCCAUAAAGCAGAAAGAGAACAAUUUUUAAACAUUCCAACAGAUAAUGUUCCAGAGUUUUUCUGAGAAGAAAAGUUGCGAUCUCAAGCCAGUAAUUUUUAAAGAUGCAAUGUAUGAACUGUGUACAUGUGAACUGAUUAGGAAGAACAGGCAGAUGAUCCGACGCAUUUUUGCGUUAUGUACUGUUUUAGUGAUUAAAUAGUGAAUUGGAAGCAGAGCUUCCAUCAAGCUUUAUUAUUAUAAUAUGCUGAAGAGCAUUUCUGAAAUGUUCCAGAAGAUUUUUUUUUAAUAUAUAUGUGAGAUGAACUUUCGUCUCGUGUGUGGUAGGAAACGUUCUAUAGUGCAAUGCUAUGAAGAUGUUGAAAUUAAGUUCUUUUUUAUUGUGGUGUAAAGAAUCUUCGCUUGGUUUUGUGUUGAUAUUGUGAUAUUUUUCAUAUAUUAAAAACUUUUUAAGUGAAUUUAUAAUAACUCGUGUGAAGUGUUUUAACUUGAAUAUUUUUCUCGAAAGCACUUUCUUUACCCCAACAUUGUUUGAUUUCCACAAAAGUAUAAGACUGGCAUUAGAUUAACAUCAUUGUUCAAUUGAUCAAUUUUUUUUAUUUCUUAUUUUUUUUAAUUUUUGGUUUCUUGAUUUGUAUUUCAUUAAAGCUCAGCAGCAACUAAAAAAGAUAGGUGACCAAGGAAUACAUAUACAAGUCAGUGGAUAUUUGUCGUAUUUCAGCUUCCCAGUUUACAUUCAUAUUGCCUUUGUGAUGUAAAUGUCCAUAGCCCUGUAUAAAUAACUUUAUAACCUGUAUAUAUGUUGAUAUUUUGAACUUGUGUAGUUUGAGAUGAAUUUGUGUGAAUGUUUGUAUUUGCUUCUCAACCAAACACACAUAAGUCAUAAUUGAGUUGCUGAAAAACAAUAUUCUGUGUCUUGCAUUCUGUAGAAUCUGUCAGUAAACUGGGAAUCUAUAAAAUAAUAAUAAUAUUAAUAGUAAUUUUUAAAAAAAUUAAAUACGUUAAGUUACCUUUGUAAUGUCACAAUCGUGUGUGGUAGUGACUUAACAUAUGUUCAGUGGUUAUGUAAAAUUCAUUUUGAUGAUUUUUACACAACUUAGUUGUGUGCAUUGGAUCUAGACUCUGGUCACUAGUUGUUGCUGAGAUAGAUUAUAAAUAGAGAUAGUGUGAUUGGGGUGAUUCACAUGUCAUUAUCACAUUAUGUUACAUAUUGUCUGUUUCAUUCCUUUACAGAUCUAAUGUAGAUGCCUUUUAAGUAUAAGAUUACAGUACACGAAUUAACUUUGUACAUUGAUAUCAUACAAAAUACUUGUGUUCAAGCCCUCUUUCUGAAGCCAGACAAGUUGUGGAAAAGGGGGGCUUUAUAUAGAUAUAAUCCGUCUACCCCUGUUAAUUCAAUAUAUGCCCAUUACAAUAUAGUUUUCCCCUGUUGAAUGCACUAUGAAGUUAGUGGAGUGCUCCUUAGUUUAAUGUGCAUAUUACUGCAUCGUACAUUUUUUAAACAGAACAUUAUAGUACUACUUGUAUAUUAUCAUAUUAUAAUUUGCAAUUUUCUGUGUUGUCUCCUUUCCCCAUAAAUUGGAAUCAUUGUUUUACACAACAUAGGAAGCUGCUUUCAAACUCCAAACUAUUUUAUUUUUUUCCCUCCGGUUAUUGCAUAUUACCAUUACCCAUUAUAAUAGUACCAUUAAGCUGUUUGUUGUUUUUUCUCUUUCACUCUGAGGAAAUUUUGAAACAGAGUUAUUUAUGUACACUGGUAUAGACAUGUUGUUAGUGAUAUGAUACAGCUUGGUAUUAUUUGAUAGGAAAAUGUUGAAAGCAUAUGGGAUUUUCUAUUUUUUAUCACACAAUAUCCCAGAUAUCAUUUCAUGCUGUUGUAUGCAUAGUACAUUAAAAAUAAUGGAUUUGCAGGUAUCAACAUGCCAGUGUAUUAGAGUUGGUAUAUUUUCCAUUGAAUCUGAUUUCAAUUUUCCCCCAGAUAGGUUGUAAAGGUAUAAUACAUCAGUUAUGGAAAAUAAAAUGUGAACUGCAAAUGACCUUGUAUCAUAUUUAAUAAAUUUCUGACAUUUUCAGCAAACCCAUAAUCUAAAUGAAGCUUGAGAAUUACAGUAACAUAUCAUUUUCAUCUGCAGAAUCCAUAACUAGAAAGAACUUUCAGGGUCACUGCAAUAUUUCAUUUUCCAUUCUGAAUUCUCUUUUUUUAUAUCCGUAAUAAAACCGUCAGUUACAUACAGCUAUUUGGCUUAUUGACAUUCUUUACAUAAUACCAUUAUUACUAUUAUGAAAUUAUAAAAAAUUCAACCUGUAUAUAUCAAUUCCGCACUUGACUGUUGUGUGCAUGUACUCCAUUGUUGCAAAUUUUUAAAACAUUCAAGAGUAUUUUUAGCCAAAAGCGAUUCUAAGGAAGAUCACAAGUCUGAUGAAUAAUUCCACCCCACUUGUCAAACAUGGUAGAAGACGUUCUUGUUCAAUUUUUUUCUUUGGCAUUGUAUUAAGUGCAAGCCAUGGUGUUGGGACCAAAAAUGUUGUGGUUUCGCUUAUGAUAAAAGUGAACAUUUUGUGCAAAACAUUCCAGUUAUGUACAUAAAACAUUUAAUUCUAUCUAUUUUGAAAUGUCUCGUUUUUGAUGUUAUUAAACUUGAAACUAAUUUUGAAGAACCUAUCUUUAGGCUGAAAAAUGUAUUAUCUCGUUACUAAGGAGAUUUUCUUUAAUAAGUCAAUCAGUUUUGUUUUGUCUAUAAUGUGUCAAUCAGUUUUUUGUUAUCAAGAUGCGUCUUCUCCAUGUGUGACCAAUAGCAUAGUUUGAUUUCUCUAUUCAUUCCAAACCACAGUAAUUGCAAGGUAUAUAAAAUUGAAACUGAUAUGGGCAUAAAUAUCUGAAAAAUGUUCAAAUAUGUUAUCUAUUUUUCUAAAUGUUAUCAAUGUUAGCAUUGACCGCCAAUUGUAUAAAGACUUUCACUUUUCAUUUACACAUGCUUGAUUGUGUGAGAAUGUGUGUAUGUAUGUCUGAAUGAGAAAAUUUGUUGUUGGUGAUAUCAAACUUUCUUCCCUUGCAAUUUAUUUGUAUGCUAUAUAAAAGAUAUGGUGUGUUUUUAUUUAAUUCUACAUAGUGAUGAGGAAAUACUUGUUAUGUUUGAGUAGCCUGAAAUACUCCGAAGUGAGUAUUGCCUAAUAUAGCUGGGGCAGUUUUACCCAAUUUUACAGAGAAAAAUGUUGAAAUCUUCAAUUUUUAAAUCGUAUAAAAACAGUUUACCACUAAUCUCCAUUGUAAAAAUAUGAACUGGUUGUAUUUGUGUAAUUGACUUGCUUGGUUCCACUGUAUGAAAUCACUAUUUCACUACUAGUGUCUAUCAGGAUGAAGUAAGUUGACUGUCGCAUGUCAGAUUAUGAAGGAAGACCUUAAAAGUUCACAAUUGCUUUUGUUAAAAAACACCAGUGAAAUUAAUUAUCAACAAAAGGGGAUAUAUAAACUAUGGUUUGAAGUUUCAAACAGUUGGAACUAAGUGUGUCUUUGAAACAUUGUGAAUUUUUAAAUACCAAAGUGUCUUGAAAUAUAUUAUUUACUUAUAAUAAAUUUUUCACAAGUUGAAAAUGCUGUAGAAUUAGUUGUUUUGACAUUCUAAUUACUGAAGCCUUAAACAUUUUCCCUCAAUAUAGUCAUGAUUGCAGUGUUAUCAUAUUCAUAAAGAUUAAUACUUGAAUCUGGUGUUGCUAAAUGUUUACAUCAAUUUUUAUGAGAAAACUUGCUUAAUACCUAAAUAUUUAAAACAAACUUAAUUGGUGAUUUCUAACUGGCGUACAUAUGUUAAUGGACUGGCAUUGAUACAAAAUUUGAAAUUUCAAAAUUUCAAAUUGCAUGUUACUUCAAUAUAUUGGUUGUGAACCGUGGUGAGCAUGGCCCAUGUUACAUUUUCAAGAAAUUACAGUACCUGUAGGAUUUUCAUGUGAUGUAUUUUUGUCAAAGUAAAUUUUGGGCACCAGGUAUUUUAUUUGUAACUUUGGACAUCAGUUUAUACAUGUUCUUGCCAAAUCAAUUGUGUCCUUCUUACAGUGUAAAAGUGAAUCUUGCAAUGAAUGUAAAAAUAAUUGUUUGGAUUGAGUUUUGUCUAAGCACAAAAAUGUGAGCACUCGUUUCUAUUUUGGGAUAGCAUAAAAACUUGUGUGCAAAAGACUGCUCUGUAAGGAUUUGCUUGACUUAAACAAUAUAUUGUCAUGUUCAGGCUCUGAAUUGAAAGAUCAGUGGAAACUGAAAAAUUCCUCUUAACAGAGGUUAUUGUAUUGUUAUGUUUAAUAUGAAAUAUAAUGUGACUUCUCGCUAAGUGUCUUUUAGCUUUGUGGUAAUACUGUGUACCAAGACCAUUGCCUCUCUCCUUGUAAAUGCGAAUUUCAUCUUAAUAAUGACCUGGUUCAAUUUUUUACUGCAACUUCUUUCUUGAGCAUGCUAUAUUUUGACCCCUUGCCAUUCUUAUAUGUAUAAUGUGGUUGUAAUUUGACUGUACUGAUUUUAAUUUUAAGAUUUGUAAAAAUUGUAACUAUUCUUUAAAUCUUGUAUAUUAGCUGUAUUUUACAUAUCAAAAUUGGAGCUAAAAUUAAGAAUGAUGUGAUGUUAAUUAUCUAGUCUAUUGUCAAAAAUUGUCAUCCCUUCAGAAUGUACUUUAUUCCGUAUAAAGUGAAAAUUUCACAUUAUUUAUUUUCAUAUUAAAUUGAACCAGUAAGGGAUGAUGUCUAUUUAUGGUAUACAAAUAGAUUUCCAAUGUUAAUGCAAAUUAAUUUUUUGUUCAAAACCAUUGAUUGUCCAUGGCUGACGCUUACAUUGAGAUAAAUGGAAAAUGUGUGUUGUAUUAUGUAACAGCAAAGCAGUGUCAGCCAUUUGAUGAAAGGAUUAAAGAAGGUAUCUGUGCCUGUAGUUGUUUUAUAAAAUUAUUGAUUAGGUUGUGAUAUGGACAUUUUUAUUGUCUUGUUUUGAGGGCUGAGGAUUUUUCUUUUCUUUCUAGUUUGAGGUUAAAAAAUUAAAAAGUGUACUGUUUGUGAGGAAAACUGAAAUGAUUGAUAGUACAAUUACGUAUAUUGCAAAUCAUAUGUAAUAUGAUCUCCAACUUAAAAGAAAGGAAAGAAUUGUGAUCGACUCCCGUUUCCUCAGUGACGAGAAAUUCCAACACAGUAAACGUUGAAAUACUUUGUGAACAUGAUUAGCACCUGGAUUAGUCUUACAAAAUCAUGUAAAAAUUCAUAAUGUGUGGAGCAAUUCGUAAAUAAUCGUUUUAAUUGUAUUAUUUUGUGUAAUUAAUUACUAUUCAAAAGUUAAUUGGAAGUAAGAACUUGGAAAAACAUCUUGUAAAUUCUGUACAGCUGGGUGCUAAGGUGUUCAAAAGUUUUAAUAUCUUGAAAAAAUUAAAAGACUGAGUUUUUGCCAGUAUUGCUUAUUUGUUUUCUUUUAUAAAAUGUAUGUAUAUGUAAAUUAUUUGAUGACAUAAAAUCAAUUGAACAUGUUAUUAAAAUUAGUAGUAUUUUUGAGAACACAAUAUGAUAGUGUUGGAAUGGAGUUUUGAGAAUUGUUUUUCCAUGCAUGCCAUUUGUGGAUAUAUUUUCUAAUUCAUGUGUCUUAUGUAAUAUAUCUACCUAGAUUUUCUCAGUCUUACUCAAUUUUACACUGCGGUUCCUGCUCUUCACUGUUCAACACUCUUUGUUUCUAUAACACUAGAGUCUGUUCCAUAUCUUUUUCAAGUAUAUACAUAUAUCCUUGCUAUGUGGGACCAAAAUGUCAUAUAAUUCCAUUGUAACUAAUCUUUUUGAAAACAGCAAUUAAGUAUCACACUGUCACCAUCAAGUAAAGAAAAUGUAUUCAGAGAUAAACGGUUUUAAAAUGUGUACAAUGCAUAUUAUCAAUUAAAGUUGUUAAAUGAAAUGUUUGCCUGCUUAAUACCAAUACACAUGAUUGUAUACAUCAUUCCAGUUUUUUGACAAUAUGUAACAAUAGCAAGUCAGAUAAAAAAGCCUUUUUGAUGUUUUUCUCUUCUCCAAAACAGCCUAUCCAAUUUUGUUGGAUCAAGGCUUCCCCAAGAUUAUAUAAUCAAAAUCACUGUUGAUUCCAGAAUAACAUAUGCGUAUCAGUAAAAGAACCAAAGGUUGGUUAACAAAAUAGAGAAUGCUGUUUUAAAAAUAUUUAUGCCUUGUUGAGUGGAAGAACAAGAAAUUAUGAAAUUAUUCACAUAAUGUCAGUGUCCUGCGUUCGAUGGAUUUUAAAAUGAAAAUACGAUAAGCUGCCAUGUAUUGGUGUUGCAAAAGCUGUGUUUUGGAUCAUGCCUGUGGGAAGUGUUAUUUUCAGAGAAUAUUAAAAAUGAUUAUAUUGUAUAUUUAUAUUGUGACUUUGGAGUAAACCAGUAUUUAUUACUGUCACAUUGUGUAUUUCAUUGAUUUAU
Gryllus bimaculatus (two-spotted cricket) is the source of this 13654-nucleotide messenger RNA. NCBI's taxonomy places the organism in Eukaryota, Metazoa, Arthropoda, Insecta, Orthoptera, Gryllidae. The record is from the annotation of a GenBank genome assembly.